AUGGGUCGCGUUCGCACAAAGACCGUAAAGAAGGCAGCUCGAAUUCUCAUUGAGAGUUAUUAUGGCAAACUGACACGCGACUUUCAUAUUAACAAGCGUGUAACUGCGGACGUUGCCAUUGUUGGUUCUAAGCGGCUCAGGAAUCGCAUUGCUGGUUUUCUCACUCAUCUUAUGAAACGCAUUCAAGCUGGUCCCAUUCGCGGUAUCAGCAUUAAGCUUCAGGAAGAAGAGAGGGAGCGUCGCGAUAACUAUCAGCCUGAUGUUUCGGUUCUGACCAUGAUGACAACUGAACUGGACCCUCUUUCUACUGCCAUGGUCAACAGCUUAGUAGGUUAUUAUUUGUAUGCCUUAACUUAG
Messenger RNA from Hydatigera taeniaeformis, 357 nucleotides. The record is from the annotation of a GenBank genome assembly. NCBI's taxonomy places the organism in Eukaryota, Metazoa, Platyhelminthes, Cestoda, Cyclophyllidea, Taeniidae.